Oikopleura dioica is the source of this 228-nucleotide messenger RNA. Lineage: Eukaryota; Metazoa; Chordata; Appendicularia; Copelata; Oikopleuridae. The record is from the annotation of a GenBank genome assembly.
AUGAUGACGAUACAGACUGCCUUUGACCCGGAUUUAUUUGAGCCAACGACAAAUUUCGUUGGCUCCCAGAAAUCAGAUGCUGCGUUUAGUGAAAAUUCAGAAUUAGUGACCUUGCAACAGGUAAAUGAAAUCACCGAUAUGGAAAAUUCAUCUACCACUUGCUACAGUCUAUACCAAGACAGCAUGGAAGAAUUCUGCGAUUACAGCGUCUGUGGAACAUAUGUGUAA